GAACACCAGCGAGUUCGUAUCCAAGCACGCCACGGGUUUCAUUUCAUAGAUGUGCGCGGAUAAUCAGGCAAUUUCGCGUUAAGCUGACAGUAUUUGCUCACGGACUGUCAUAACUGGAGGUGACUUUGUGCGUCGUGAACGCAAUAGACGUGUUUCUCGUUGAAUUUUAGUUGAAAAUCUCGUUUGGUAUCGAUCACACUGAUCGAACUACCACCAAAUCGGCCAGUGACCCGGUGACACACAUACCCGUUGUUUUGGAGUUUUGUUUUUGUUCAGUCGCACUGAGGUGAAAUAUAAAGCUGUCAUCACUGUCAUCGUAAAGGGCUCCUUUAGUGGCAAUGUGAUCAGGUCAAGAUAUGACCUAUAGCUUUCACAAGAAAUUGCAGGUCCUGUUGCCAACUGCGCAACUUGGAAUUUCCGGAUUGUUGAUAUAUUGCCAAAUACCCGACAGUGACCUGGUAAUCAAUAAUACAGUCCAUGUACAAGAAGUAUAAGUCCUCUGAGAAGAUGGGAACUGGCAGCAGUGUUGGCAGCCCCCACCCAGCCUCCGGACGAGAGGAUGCGAGAGGAAGGAGUGGGAGGUCCCCGCAAGCCACCAGCACAAGCCGACCUGUGGUGACCUCCCAAGACAGCCAGGCAGCCAAGGACGUCAUGAUCAGCUACAGCCAUGCUGACAAGGAGAUGAUGGCCAAGGUCAAAGAUGUGCUGGAAUCCAAUGGAAUCUCUGUGUGGGUAGACGUCGUUGGCCUCAAUGCUGGUGUCGACUUCCUCAGCAAGAUUGGACAAGCCAUCAUAGAUGCCAAGCUGUUCAUCCAGCUGCUCAGCCAGAACUGUGUCAAGUCGAAGUACUGUCAGGAUGAGUUGGCGCUGGCCUACGUCUCCAACACAGCCAUAUUCCCCAUCACACUGACCCGACCCAGGGAGCUGUACCCACACAUGGACACCGGCAUGAAGCUCCAGUUGGCCGGCUAUCAGUGGGUGGAGAUCUGGGAGGAAGGCAUGUUUGAUGCCAAGAUGGCGGAACUGAUCCCGAUGUUGAAGGAGGCGCUGGAGGAGAAGGACAAGGAUACAGAGACGGAGAAGAAGGACGUCUCUAAAGAAAAGAAGACAAAACAAGGUCGACCAAAGUUGCAGCGACAACAGACUCGCCAGAAUCUUAACCGGAAGAAAGCAAAGAAUGAGCGUGUCAAAAGCUCCGACGAGGUAUUGAACUUGAUGCCUGAGGAAUACUGGAAGAAGUUCUACAUGGGAGACUCCGUCGUCUGGAACAAAUUUGUGGAUAACUUCAUGUCGCUGUACAAGACCCCCCUGGAACAGACAUUCAGCUCCAACGACCAGACGUGGUUGGUCAGCAUCCUGAGGCGGGAGAUGGAGGUUGAUGACGACGGCAUGCUCAGCAAAACCUCCUUCAUAGAGUUCUGCACUGUGGAUGGGGAGGAGUUUCCCCUGUGGAAGCGGGUGGAGGAACAGGCGAGGGAGAGCUACGCCAUGAAGGAAGUGUUUGACAUGGACUCCUCUGUCAGAGUGGAAGCCAUUGAGAAUCUGGGCCGAUUCCGAAGUCUCGCCGUCAUCGAUGCUCUGAGAGAUUUGUUGACGGACACUGACGCCAAUGUGCGAGCUGUUGCUGCCGUGUCGCUGGCCCGGACAGAGGCCAAUGACAGUCAAACCGUGAAGCACUUGCUGAAGAUCCUCAAUGACAAAGACCGGCUGGUGAGGGAAGCAGGGUGCCUUGCUCUCGGACACCUACAGGCGCAGUCCGCCGUCAAGAAAUUGCUGCACAUGUGGAGGAACGACGUCAUAUCCCACGUGAGAGAAGCGGCAUCCGUGACGCUGCAGCAGAUUGGCGGGAGCGAGGUGGACAAGGCAAUGCAUGUAACCUCCGUCCUGGCCGAAGAGAUCCGACAGUUGACAGCAGAAUAGUCAUGACUUUUUGGACUAGUUCCAGUUCGUAACCAUAGCAACCAUGUCAGUGCAACCCAACACAACCUUAUUUUUUGGUACACCAUGUUUAUGUUUAAAAUUGAAUGUGAUGAUUGAAAUAUAUUUUUACCUGUA
This is a messenger RNA of Haliotis rubra (blacklip abalone), 2055 nucleotides long. RefSeq lists its product as uncharacterized. Lineage: Eukaryota; Metazoa; Mollusca; Gastropoda; Lepetellida; Haliotidae. The record is from RefSeq and is a predicted model, not a curated record. Gene Ontology annotation, molecular function: oxidoreductase activity. Gene Ontology annotation, biological process: signal transduction.